AUGAAAUUCCCAACGCGAUUGGCUCUGUUAUCCCUGAUUCCCUCUUCACUUGCUGUCCCUACAGCUAGCAAUCCUCCAAUCAAUGACUUGGCCAAUGAGGAGCAGCCAUUGAUCAAGCUCAAGCCCCAGAGAACCUCUUCUCGAGACCUUGUCAAUCUCGAUGGCCUGUGGAAAUUCACACUGGCUUCCAGUGCAAACGACACAACCCAGCCCUGGACCGCACCAUUCCCCAAGAAUGCCCUCGAAUGUCCAGUCCCCGCGUCAUACAACGAUAUUUUCGUCGAUCGCGACAUCCACGACCACGUCGGAUGGGUCUACUACCAGCGCGAUGUUUUCGUCCCAAAGGGCUGGUCGAAGGAGCAAUAUUUCGUACGAGCUGAAUCUGCUACUCAUCACGGCCGUAUCUAUGUAAACGACCGUCUGCUCGCCGAGCAUGUUGGCGGUUACACACCCUUCGAGGCCGAUAUCACCGAGUUUGUCACCGCUGGGGAGAAGUUCCGCUUGACAAUCGGUGUCAAUAAUGAACUCACCCAUGAGACCAUCCCACCUGGAAAGAUCACAGUGGGCGAGGCCACUGGAAAGGGAUUCCAGACCUACCAGCAUGAUUUUUACAACUAUGCCGGUCUUGCUCGGUCGAUCUGGCUGUAUUCUGUGCCCCGCCAACACAUUCAAGACAUCACCGUCGUGACAGACGUCGAAGGUGAGACUGGACUCAUCAAGUACAAGGUCAAGGUGGCCAACAAGGAGGCUGGCAAGAUCAAGAUCUCCGUCAUCGACGAGGAUGGAGCCGUUGUCGGAAAUGCCUCUGGAGCUGAAGGCACCAUCAAGAUCAAGUCAGUCAAGUUGUGGCAACCCGGCGCCGCCUAUCUGUACCAAUUGGAAGCCAGCAUUGUCGAUUCCCGCGACAAGGUAGUGGACACCUACGGCCUUGCCACGGGCGUGCGCACAGUCAGGAUCAGCGGGUCAAAGUUCCUCAUCAAUGGCAAGCCCUUCUAUUUUACCGGAUUCGGAAGACAUGAAGACACCUCAGUGCGCGGCAAAGGACACGAUCAAGCAUACAUGGUUCACGAUUUCCAACUGAUGAACUGGAUCGGAGCGAACUCUUUCCGAACAUCACACUACCCUUACGCCGAAGAGGUCAUGGACUUCGCAGAUCGACACGGAAUCGUCGUUAUCGACGAAACACCCGCCGUGGGCUUGAACACCAAUUUGCUGGGUGUGUCUGGAGCCAAACCCCAAAAGACAUGGGGUCCAGACAAUAUAAACAACAACACGCAGAGAGCCCACAAGCAAGCCAUUCGUGAACUCAUCAGCCGCGACAAGAACCACGCUAGUGUUGUCAUGUGGUCUAUUGCCAACGAACCAUCCUCGGCUGAAGACGGCGCGCGCGAGUACUUCGAGCCGUUGACCAAGUUGACUCGGGAGCUUGAUCCAACUCGUCCCAUCACAUUUGCCAAUGUGGGCGGAGCAACAUUCAAGACGGAUCUGAUCGCCGACUUGUUUGAUGUCAGUUGUCUCAACCGGUAUUUCGGGUGGUAUUCUGAGACAGGUGAGCUGGGCGAAGCAGAGGCGGCCCUUGAAGAGGAGCUGCGUGGCUGGGAAAAGAAAUUCAAUCGUCCAAUGAUCAUGACUGAGUACGGUGCCGAUACCAUCGCUGGUCUCCACUCUACCCUGGGUUUGCCUUGGAGUGAGGAGUUCCAGAUAAAUAUGCUUGACAUGUAUCACCGGGUCUUCGACCGUCUCGAGUCCAUGGCUGGUGAGCAUGUUUGGAACUUCGCUGACUUUCAGACGUCUGUCGGUAUAGUGAGGGUUGAUGGUAAUAGGAAGGGUGUGUUUACCAGGGACCGCAAGCCGAAGAUGGCUGCACAUGGGUUGAAGUCCAGAUGGACCAAUCUCACCGCAAGUGGGUAA
This is a messenger RNA of Penicillium coprophilum, 1911 nucleotides long. RefSeq lists its product as uncharacterized. NCBI's taxonomy places the organism in Eukaryota, Fungi, Ascomycota, Eurotiomycetes, Eurotiales, Aspergillaceae. Gene Ontology annotation, molecular function: carbohydrate binding; beta-glucuronidase activity. Bases 1 to 1911 code for a protein of 636 amino acids. The transcript has a single exon. Gene Ontology annotation, biological process: carbohydrate metabolic process; glucuronoside catabolic process. The record is from RefSeq and is a predicted model, not a curated record.